AUGGCUGAAACUAGUAUGUAAUGAAAGAGAAAGUAUCGAUUUAUGUUCCAGCGUAGUGGGAGUGGAAGAAUAGAGAUAAGGCCGAUGAUAUAGUGGAAGCAACACCGGAGGAGAACGAAUUAUGGACGAGAAAAUGGGCCAGGUGAAAAAUUGACGACCAUGAAUGAAAAAUAAGGAAUUAAAGAUAGACAUAGGUUAAAUAGAGGUUGGAGUACAUGAUGACAAGGAAAUGAAUUGACGAGAAGCAGAGGUUGGGGUGAGAAGUAAUUAGGGCCACGCAACGGACAUAAACGAUACAGGGAAUACAGUAGAGGAUAUAUUACUAACAAAAUGUAGCUGAUAAAAGAAAGAGAGUCUUCAAGACCUUCUCAUACAAGGGUGUCGACUUAA
This is a messenger RNA of Debaryomyces tyrocola, 390 nucleotides long. The record is from the annotation of a GenBank genome assembly. Lineage: Eukaryota; Fungi; Ascomycota; Pichiomycetes; Serinales; Debaryomycetaceae.